ACUGUUGCUGGCAGCUUAGGAAGAAAAUAUAUAACCUAGGUUAGUUUUAGGCAGAUUUAGACACUGCACAAACUCAAGAAGGAGCCAAAAAAUAUGGAGAUGGACCAACAAUUAACAUCAGAGCCAGUGAGUCCUGCUGGGCAAUACUUCAGUAGCUCAGUAUUAUCUAUAUCCAUAAUCAAUGUUUGGGAAGCAAAAGAGCCAAUUGAUGAUUCUCAGGCUGUGUGGCAGCUCCGGAAACAUUUUCUACCCAUUAGCCCACGUUUCUCCUCCAUCAUGGUUAUAGGCAAACAUGGAGAGAAACGCUGGAAGAGAGUUCAGGUAAUCCUAGAAGAACAUGUUAAAGUCCCUGUCUUCCCUAUUGGGCUGACACCAAAUCUUUACGACGAGCACCUCGAAAACUACAUAUCAGUGAUAGCAAUGGAACCAUUUCCUCAGAACCGUCCCUUGUGGGAAAUUCAUUUCUUUAAAUACCCCACAAGCAAUGCAGCUGGUAACUGGAUAUUCAAGCUUCACCAUUCACUUGGUGAUGGUUUCUCCUUGAUGGGGGCACUUCUUUCUUGCCUUAAAAGAGCUGAUGAUCCUUCUCUUCCUCCUACGCUUCCUUCUUUUGGACUAAAUGCAAGAAGAAGGAAUAUCGAGAAUCAAAGGAACAGCUUACUUAGUACUGUUUCUAAAUUUUUCUCUCUAGCCUCCAAUACCAUAUCAGAUAUUUUUGAAAGUAUAACAAAGAGUACUUUGAUAAAGGAUGACCAAUCACCUAUAUGGUCCGGCAAUGAUGGAGUCGAAUUUUCUCCAUUUACUACCACAACGAUAACAUUUUCUCUCCAUGACAUUAAACAAAUCAAGUCGAGCCUCAACGUGACCAUCAAUGAUGUUAUCACUGGAAUAAUAUUUUUUGGGAGCCGGCUCUACAUGGAGGAAGUGAGCAAGGGUAAGUCCAACAAGAUAGACCCAACAGCACUAGUGUUACUAAACACCAGGAUGAUUCGAAGUUACGAGUCAGUGCAGGAAAUGCUUAGACCUGACACCGAUGCUCCUUGGGGAAACUUAUUUGCCUUUUUACAUGUACCACUCCCCAAAUUAUCUGACACUGACAUCUCCUCAGAUCCUCUUGAAUUUAUUCGGGAAGCGCAUAAAACCAUUAAGAGGAAGAGAAGAUCUGCAGCUGUUUAUUUUAUGGGAUGUUUUUACGAGAUUAUCAGGAAAGUUCGAGGCUAUGAGGCAGUAGCUAAACUGAUAUAUAGAACGAUAAAGAACUCGAGCAUGGGAAUCUCAAAUAUCAUAGGACCGAUGGAGCAGGUUGCCUUUGAAAAUCAAACCAUUAAGGGCAUGUAUUUUAUAGUGGUUGGUGUACCUCAGAGUCUGAGCAUAGGAAUUUUAAGUUACAAUGAAAGUCUGAGGCUUGCAGUGACAGCAGAGAAGAACUUCAUUGAUGCCCAGAAGUUUAAAGCCAGUGUAGUAAACGCUUUCGAGAUUAUGUUCAAGGCUGCAUGCAAACACCCUCCUUCUUAAAAUCAUAUUGAUUAAGAAGCUCGUCAUCAUCAAAUUAUGCUUUUCGUAUUUUAUGUAUAUGUUUAUACCUCUUAGCCUGUUUAAUUUCUUAAUUUGCUUACUUCAUAUUGAAUCUGUUAGGGUGUACACUGCAAGCCAAUGAGUUUGGAUGCAUUGUACACAAAUUAUCAUGGACUAGCACUUGUGGCAUUUGUUUUUGGCAUAUCUUUAUCUUGUUUGUCUUUAUCAUGUUUAUUAUAUUAUUUCUACAACAGUUAAACAAUAAUAAAGUCCAUAAAAUAAU
Rubroshorea leprosula is the source of this 1798-nucleotide messenger RNA. The record is from the annotation of a GenBank genome assembly. Lineage: Eukaryota; Viridiplantae; Streptophyta; Magnoliopsida; Malvales; Dipterocarpaceae.